AUGGUCGCCAACAAGCAACUCGCCGCCUUCUUCUACACCUCGCGUGGCCAAGGCCUCUUCAGCUGCAACUUAUGUAACAGCGUGCGCAAACAGUUGGCUGGGUCAGGUUACUCCAAUCUGGUGGCACACCUGGCAUCGAAGCACGCUGGCUACGAGGCAACGUACGCAUCGCUCCAGGCCAGCUCGGACCGAUCUCUUCAAGGGUUCGGCUUCGUCGCAGAGGAAGCCAAUCAUCUCUUCCAAUGGGUCCGUUGGAUCAUCGAACGCAACAUUCCCGUCCACGAAGUCGAAGAUGCACUAACUCGGGCCAUCAGCAAGCUCCGACCUGUGACCGCCAAGGCCGUCAAGAAGUGCAUGGAGGGGGUCGCAAUUGAAGUCGGCGAGAAGCUGGGGAAAGAGAUGGGAACGCUCUUCACUUUAAUGUUUGACGGCUGGACCCACGCUGGCAUUCACUAUGUUGCUCUCUACGCCGUCUACGAGACAGCUGAUGGCGAUCAGACGGCAGACGCCCACAUCAAGCUGUUCAAGAACAUCCUGGAUGUGUACGACAAGAUCAGCGACAUGGUGGGGUUUCUGGUGGGGGACAACUGCGCAACUAACCAGUCCAUUGCAACCAAGAUGGGUAUCCCCCUCUUCAUGGAGCCGUAUGGCGACUUACUGGACGAAGUCAACAACCUUAUGGUGGAACUUCGUCAUGAAAACAACCGUGCCGAGCUGAAGAAGUACACCGAUCUCGUCCCUAUCAAGCGGAACGUUACGCGUUGGUCCUCGACGUUUACAAUGGUGGAGAGGUACAUUCGUAUUCGCGCAGAGAUCAGGAAGGUCGACGCCGUGGAGGAAAUGGUCCCAACCGGCGGGAAGCACCGGAAGUUGGUCACGCUGUUUGAGCACCUCAAGAAGUUCGAGAGCGUCUGUAAGCGGCUUCAGCGCGAGGACGCCGAUAUGGGAGAGGUAUGCCUGAUGUUCGACUCCCUCAUCGCGGAGUACCCUGUCAUGUCAGAGCAUCUGAAGUCGACCGCCAAGAUCGUCCAUACGCCUGCAUUCGAAUCGGGUGCUGUCAAGGUCAUCUCUGGCACGGCUCUAUCGUCCGCGGAGACAGCAGCUUUGAAGCGGUUCGAGCAGGCACAACCCACAGGAAAGAAGUGCAAGGAGCGGGAAGAAGACUACGCGACGAUGUUGCUCCAAGGCAAGGGAAAGAAGAGGAAACAAGCGCCAAGUACCACACGUUACAUGCCGCUCGUGAAAAUGGUUCCUCCAUCGUCAAACACGGUCGAACGGCUUUUCUCUCAGUGCAAGCUGGUAUUGACACCGCAGCGUCGAUCUAUGUUUCCGGCCAACUUCGAGCAGCUGGCGUUUCUCCGGGUCAACCGCGGCAUGUGGGACGUUUCCACAGUAGCCCGAGUUAGCAAGCAGCAGGGUAGCUAA
Molecule: messenger RNA, 1425 nt
Organism: Phytophthora sojae
Lineage: Eukaryota; Oomycota; Peronosporomycetes; Peronosporales; Peronosporaceae
Exons: 3
Coding region: 1-1425 (474 amino acids)
Source: RefSeq, a predicted model, not a curated record